GACUUUUUUCCUUCUCACUUUUCCUUAUUACUCAAUCCCUCCACACCUAGGUCUCUACAUCGGCUGGCGCUGCCCCCAUUACCUAUGGGACUGUUUCCGGAUUGGGAAUGAGUCCAAGUGCUUUUGUGGUCACUUGCUGAGAGAGCACCAGGUCAUCUCAGACAUAUCCGUACCCUGCCAUGUGAGCCAGUGCCGCUGCCUCAUGUUCUGCUUUAUCCCAUCACGCCCAGAGGAGGUGGGUGAAUUCUGGCUCAAGAGACGGGCCACCUUCGACCCCAAGGCCUGGAGAGCCCAAUGUCGCUGCAAACACAGCCAUGAAGACCAUGCAGCCACUGGGUCCCAUCCCUGCAAGCAUCAUGGCUGUUGCUGCAACUGUUUUGAGUCUAAUUUCCUCUGUGCGGCCUGUGACCGGUGCUGGGAGGAACAUGAGACUUUCUUUGAGACCAGGGAGACCCGGCGACGAGGAGGAAGGCCUCAAGGGACAGACACUGUCAACAACUGGCGCAGGCCUUUGUGAGCCUGGCCCAGAUCAGCAGUAAAGCAGAAGUCACAGAAAUCUGACCUGGCUCUGUAUGGGGUUCGAGGAGUUGCAGGUGUGACUGAUGGGAAUGAAGUGGCCAAGGCCCAGCAGGCAGCUCCUGGUGGAGCA
Molecule: messenger RNA, 649 nt
Organism: Galeopterus variegatus (Sunda flying lemur)
Lineage: Eukaryota; Metazoa; Chordata; Mammalia; Dermoptera; Cynocephalidae
Product: protein FAM221B-like
Exons: 5
Source: RefSeq, a predicted model, not a curated record